This is a messenger RNA of Spodoptera litura, 1136 nucleotides long. Its product is annotated as arrestin domain-containing protein B-like. Gene Ontology annotation, cellular component: cytoplasm. The record is from RefSeq and is a predicted model, not a curated record. Gene Ontology annotation, biological process: protein transport. Lineage: Eukaryota; Metazoa; Arthropoda; Insecta; Lepidoptera; Noctuidae.
GCUAAGAGAUAUUUAGACGAUAGUGAGUGUGAACUGAACAGUGAGUUGUUUUUGUCGUGUAUUCAAGUUUUAAAAACAAUGGGAGUUGUGUGUCAGAUAUUAAUCACCAGGACUGAAGAUGGUGUCUUCAAACCAGGAGAUCCAGUGACAGGAACAAUAAAAUAUUUCAUAGACGAACCAACGAAGUACGAAGGAAUAUCCAUGAACUUUCUUGGCAAAGGAAAUUGUUGGUGGACAAAGACAGAGGAAGGUGCAACGCCCUUUGGGAAUAGUGAAACUUAUAUGAAUCAAUCAAUUUGUUUCUACACAGGAAAGAGUGGAGAAGAACUGGCAGGAGGAUAUGAGUACCCAUUUCAAUUCUUACUACCAGUUAACAUACCAUCCUCGUACAAAGAUGGAAACUGCGUGAUAGACUAUAAAAUUAUUGUAACGUUUGUAAAGGCAACGAAACGAGAACAAUUUGAGGCAGAGAUACCAGUCCAAGCCUAUGUGACCACAACAGUACAGGAGCCCAUGUUAUUUGGUUUACAGAAAAAACUGUUUUCUGUCUUUGCUGGCAAUAAGAUUGCCCUAAGAGGAGAAUUAGAAAAUGUAGCAGUAACGCCUGGUGCAAAUAUCAAUUUAACCCUUAAAGUACACAACGAAUCAAAUAGUGAAAUAUUUAUAAGAACUGAAUUAAUUAAACAUUUUACAUUAAUGUCGAAUCAUGGGGAAACUAAUACUAACGUUGUUUUAGUACCAAAUACAACCACAGGGAGUAAUAUAGAGAAAAAUACGGAACAGAGUGUAAAAUGUGUUGUGCCUACGUAUUCAAAUUUGUUUUCUAUACAAAAUAGUAAUAUUAUUAAAGGAGAAUAUAAAGUGAGAGUGAUAAUUGAAAUGCCUUUUCCUUAUAAAGAUGCAACAGUGGAUGUACCCGUGGUUAUUGGAAAAGUAAUGAGUGAAGUAGCUGCACCAGAUGCAAUGAACAAUGAACAUUGUGAUGAAGCGAAAUAGAAUAGAAUUUUAUUUAUUGUGAGUUGGGCAGUUGGAAACUUAUCCACUGAUAUUGUUGUUUGAAUGUUAAAGACGCAGUAGAUAAUUACGAUAUGCAAAUAAAGGAAAGAAAUGAUGAAUAUAAUAAAAGUCUGAUGUAA